AUGGGGCCCUAUCCCCCCACCCCCCCCAGUCCCCCCCCCCCAGAAGUAGACAUUGGGGAGAAGGAUCGACCCCCGGAGUGUCCAUUAGACCGGGAGGAUCUCGGCCGAAGUACCUGGUCCUUCUUGCAUACAAUGGCUGCCUACUACCCAGACAGUCCCAGCACUAAGCAGAAAGAAGAAAUGAAAAGCUUCAUUAACCUAUUUUCCAAAUUCUAUCCCUGUGAGGAAUGUGCGGGAGGACCUAAGAGAGAGCUAACUACCACUCAGCCUGACACAAGCAGCAGACAUAACCUGUCACAGUGGAUGUGUAUGCUUCAUAAUGAUGUCAACAGGAAGCUGGGCAAGGAAGAAUUUGACUGUUCCAAGGUGGACGAGAGGUGGCGUGAUGGCUGGAAGGACGGAUCCUGCGAUUGA
This is a messenger RNA of Staurois parvus, 414 nucleotides long. The record is from the annotation of a GenBank genome assembly. NCBI's taxonomy places the organism in Eukaryota, Metazoa, Chordata, Amphibia, Anura, Ranidae.